This is a messenger RNA of Candidula unifasciata, 2163 nucleotides long. The record is from the annotation of a GenBank genome assembly. Lineage: Eukaryota; Metazoa; Mollusca; Gastropoda; Stylommatophora; Geomitridae.
AUGAGUGCCUCAGUCUACAAGCCGGUGUCUCAGAAAGUCUCCGCCAAAGACAAGGACGAGUCGUCAUCUGGCCUGGAUGUUAAGUCUGAGAUGGCUACACGCCGUGGAUUCUGGAUAUGUAGAUCUGCUCGCAUGCAGUCUCUGGCAAACAUUGGUGUAUUCACGGCCCUUUGCAGCGUUUCGGGAUUGUUGACGCAAACACUGACGCACUACGUGAAUUCUCAGGUGACCACACUGGAACGACAGUUUGGCUUCAGUUCAUACCAAACCGGCAUCAUUAUGUCAGCCAACGACAUCGGGUACCUGGUCUGUGCUCUGUUUGCGGGCUACAUGGCCCCGCGGACCCACAUUCCUAGAUCUCUAGGUGUCGCAGUCAUCAUCUACGGAAUCUCCGGCAUAUCCUGUUCCCUCCCCCACUUCCUGUUUGGAGCAUCUAUCAACAAAAAUCCAACAACAGACAACAUCAACAGAACAGAGUCCAACUUCAGCAAACAGUCGGCGGUUUUGGGCAGCUUGUGUGACAUCUUCAACAACAGCGGGGAUCCUUGUGGGAUUGCUACCGCUCAAAAAGGUUAUCGGGAAACCCGGGUGACCUCAGAACAAGCUGUGGAGAUCUCUUUCAUCAUUAUCGUCAUUGGAAUGGCCCUCCAGGGAUUCGGCAAGGCCCCCAGAGCCUCGUUUGCUAUUGUCUACGUGGAUGAUAACACAGACAAGGUCAACACUGGGUUUCUCGCAGGUAUCAUGGCGGCAACCGCCAUGUUGGGUCCCGUCGUCGCCUUUCUAUUGGGUGGAGUCUUCAGCCGGAUGUACGUCACACUAGAAGCCACACAGCUAACGCCACGUCAUCCAAAAUGGAUCGGGGCCUGGUGGCUGGGCUUCAUCGUGUUUGGGCUGCUGGCUCUGGUCACCGCCGUUCCACUCUUCUGUUUCCCGCGCAAACUACAAAGACAGAAGGUCAAGGAUGCUGACGUGGAUGAGGAACUGAUCACCGGGCGAGCUGAGGUGGAAAACCUGUCUAAUCAACACAGACUGGGACAAUACAUACAGACACACAGUGAUAUGGGCUGUCAUACAGCAAAUGCUCAUGGAAGUAUUACAUUGAAAUCAAUGUUGAAACACGCUAGAGAAUUUCUGGCGUCCUUGUAUCGGCUACUAAUAAACCCCGUCUACGUCUGCUUGAUUAUCUUCUCCUGCUUCCUCUUGUUCAUGAUAGUAGGUAACUUCACAUUCUUCCCCAAGUACCUGGAGAGGAUGUUUCACCUGCCGGCUCAUACCGCCAACUAUAUCACAGGAGGUCUCUACUUGUUCACGUCGUCUACUGGAACAUUUGUGGGCGGAAUUUUGAGCAAACGUUACAAGAUGACAGCUAUAACCAGCGUCAAGUUUAUCAUCGUUACAAUUAUCGCUGCCCUUAUCUUUCAUUUCCUGAUGUUCAUUUUUCAGUGUGAGCAACCGACCGUGCACAAUUGGCCCAGUGAGGAGAACAGCUGCAACAGGGGAUGUAACUGCAGGGACAACAGUUACUUCCCCAUCUGUGGAGACGACGGCAGGACCUACUACUCUCCUUGUCACGCCGGCUGUCUCCAGGCGGAGCAUGGGGUGUACCAGAACUGCUCCUGUAUACUCGGAGGGCAGGCUGCUCCAGGCGUCUGCGACCAAGACUGUCCCCAACUUUAUGGCUACGUCGUGGCAGCGGGUCUGCGGAAUUUCAGCUUUAUGCUGUCACUAGUUGCUGUCAUGAUCGUCUACAUGAGGUGUGUUCCUGAUAAAGACAAAUCUAUGGCUCUUUCCGUGUCCCCAUUCAUGACGACACUUUUUGGUUUUCUGCUGGCGCCAAUCGUCUUUGGCAAAAUCAUAGACAAAACCUGCCUCCUUUGGGACAUCAAGUGUCUCUCCAGGGGGCGCUGUCUUCUUUAUGACAACAACCAGUUCCGGGUUGAGUUCCACGGGUAUACAGCCCUCGGCUUCAGUGGUGCCUUGGUGUUUGCAGUGAUUGUGUACCUGUACGCCAGGUGGACCGGGUGUUUGGACGCCGUUGCUAGUGAGGACGGAGCUGGUUUGAAUCCUACUGGUAAUGACGACAGUGCUGCAGGCAUUGUAAUAUUGGAUCCGGUAGUCAAGAAAAGGUCAAAGGAACGUAACAUGGAAAAUAAUCGUAUAUAA